AUGUCACAGGAUUCUCAUAACGUUAUAUUUACUUCCCACGGGAGAAAUAAGAAACGAAUGAAAUCUUCUUGGAGUUCGGAAGACGAAGACACUGUUCACCAAAAGGUGGAGGAAACAAGAGAAGAAAAAUACGAACGUGUGCAACUUCUCCAAACACUUAUUACUCUACAAAAGCGUCCAGACACACAACGUGCAUUUGAAAUUCUCAAAGAAGACAUAUCAAAGAAGCCAUAUCUACUUCCAUUACGAACAGAUCACAAAGGAAAUAAACAUGUUCAAUCAUUUGAACAAUUGAUGAAGCAUGCCGAUGACUAUGAAUCGGAAUUUAGACGUCUUUAUUCAGAAACAGUAAAACCUGACAAUCCAAAUUCCAAUAAAAAAUUUAGAGAGGCUGUAAACUUAACUCCAGGAACUAUUUUCUCUGUCCAUCAAAUGGAACUGGGAGGUCCACGGCCUACGAAGGAUAGUCCACUCCCUGUAUAUUAUAAUAGUUGGAAACAAUUGACAACGCUUGAUGGUCAUAAUCAGCCAACAUAUUGUGUGCUAUUUGAUAAGACAGGUAGAAGGGUGUUUACAGGGAGUGACGAUUCAUUGAUCCGUGUAUGGUGCACAAGCACUGGAUCGUUGCUUCGGGCAUUAUACGGGCACACCAAAGCAAUAGUGGAUAUGACGAUAAACUGUAAGAAUGACUUACUUGCUACUUCAUCCAAUGAUAAAACGGUCGUUGUAUGGAGUCUUGACACAUAUACUGCAAUACAUCGGUUUGGGAUGGAUGAAAUGGCGACAUCAAUCCUUUUUUCCCCGACUCCGAUUGCAGAAAAUCGUUAUCUGAUUGCGACUUCGGAUAACUGGCAUACAUGGGUGUGCAAAUAUAAUGAUACUGACAAUAGUUUUGGACCUACUUCUAAAAUAAAACCCGUGAAUGCCGUUGGGUCGAAUAACAGAAUGAAAUGCACCUCAUUUAACUAUACUGGCUCAAUGUUUGCAAUUUCUGGUACUGAUGGACUUAUUCGAGUAUAUUCAACAAUUGGCGGUACUGCUUUGUACGAUAAUACUAAUAAAAAGGGUAAAAAAGCAAAAAAGCCCUUUGAUCUUGUCGAAAUAAUAAAACAAUCGUCUGAUCCAGAAGACUCUGAUGAUUCUGAUGAUGAUUUAAUUAGCAUGCCUACUCGAGUCGUUGGAGUAAAAUCUUUCAACGGUCAAAAUAUCACUCAAUCUACUCGAAAAGAAUUUGUAGCUCCGAUACAAAAUAGGCAACCGAUUUCGUCUUUAUCAAAACAUUAUAAUGCUAUCCCGUCUACAUCAAAACAACCAAUUAUUAAUACUGUAUCAUCACCGAGUAGCAACAUUUCUUUAUCUUUAGAGUCAACAUCACAAUCUCAUUCAAGCUCAAAUCUUUCUCAAUCGAGUACGAAAGUGCAAUCAUCUGCAACGAUCGUUUCACAGUCUAUAUCAAGUCCAAUUGUUCAGACGAGACAUGUAACACAUUCUUCGUCAACAUCUGAAACUCAGGCCUCAAGACCGUUACUAAUAUCUUCAUCAGGACCUAUGACACGAGUCGCCAGAUCGCGAUCAAGAUACCAAAAUUCUAGAAAUAAUACUAGUAUAUCAGCGCCAGUAUCACCAGGUUACGUCAGUUCAGCCGGAGAAGCCUCGGAUACUUUAUCUGUGAAUGCCACUUGUCGUCGAAUAAAUCGUAAUAAUAAUCGUAGAACGAAUGCGAGUGCACCAGCUUCACCAGGACGUAACAUAGCAUCAUCCCGAUCAAUAAAUUAUACAAACAAUAAUGUAAUAACACCUGUUACUGUUCAAAAUGGCGAUUACGAUGAUCCAAAUUUAAUGAAUCUUGCGAAUUAUUUCGAUCCAGUUCAUAUUGCUGAUCUGGACGGUCAUACUGCCAUUGUCAAUAGUCUUGAAUUUGCACAUCGCAGUAAUAGACUAUUAUCGGGAGCAGAAGAUGGUACUGCACGCGUUUGGGAAUAUAAUUAUAUUUUUAAGCAAUGGACCUCAAUUAUUCUGGAUGUUCGAGGGUCGAAUAAUAACGCAAAGGUGACUUCUAUGCGUUGGAGUCUUGAUGAUACGAAGGUGAUAAUUGGGAAUAAUUACGGCAUUAUUACAAUCUUUGAUAGCGAAAAUGGAGAAGUUAGAGUUCGAAUAAAUGCACACAAUGAUAAGAUCUUUGUACUAGAUAUUCAUCCACAUGAUUGUCGUGUGAUGAUGUCCGCGGGGUAUGAUGGCCGUAUUGUAAUGUGGGAUAUUAUAGACGGUCGUGCUAUCAAGGUUUGGGAUCCGAGUAAUUUGGAGUUUCUUGGUGAUACGUUUGAAUUUCUUGAUGGAAAAUUCCGGGAAAUGUUUGCUGUAACUGAUGGCAAAGGAAAGUGCCAUCUUAUUGGCAUAGAUCAGACAUGUAAUUAUGAUAAAUAUCGUAUCCGUGCAGAAAAUGGGCAGAGAUUCUUCGAAGAUUAUACGACCAGAUCCGUUGUAUUUUCAGAACGAGAAUGGACGUUUAUUGACAACGAUAGUGGUUUACCCAUUGACCCGUCACAGCAAACGGAAGUACUGAGCUUGGGCAGUGUCCCAUAUGAGAGACAAGUACCUAUUUCGUUGGGUAGACGGUCACGCCUUUCAAGUAAGAGACUUAAACCGGAUAUCGAAAAUAAAAAACAAAUUUUAAUUGAAGAAGUUAACAAAUUACAACAGGGGGCAAUAGUGAAGGUGGUUUUAAAUAAGAAGGAGGUAUCGUUGCGCCGUAAAAAGAUUCAAAUUCCAGAAGAGGAUGAUGACGACAAUUACAUGGACAUUGAUCCGUUAGCGAUCGAAGAACCUAUUAUCCCACUACCUGAUGAUGAUAUUGAUCCUGAUUACGAACCUGGCCAUACAGAUAAUGAAAGGUCUGAUAGUGACAGUGAUGGAUCAUGCAAUUCAAUAGAAAUUGAAAACAAUAUAUCAAUGGAUGAAUAUUAUGAAUCCAUUGCUGAAGACAGUGAUUUUGAACCUCGUAAAACUAGAAGCAAGAAAGCUCGUGCUAUGUCAACACGAAGGACAAAACGUGAACGUAAUUAUUCAGACCAUGAAGAAUCUGUUGUGGAAUCAUCUCGAAAAUCUAGGCGCAAAAGAAGACGUGUUAGCUACAAAGAUUAUUAUGACAGUUCUUCAGACGAACCUUCAACACCCUCGGAUGAUAUAUACGAAGAUGAAUCUGCAGACAUAUCCGGUGCUGAUCCAACUUCACCGUAUAGGGGAGAUUCCGAUAAUGAUCAAGAUGACGUUGACGCUGCUAUUUUGGCCGCAGUUGAAGAUGAUGUUGAUAAUCGUCCAGAAUGGAUUAAAAGUGUUAACCCAAAAUCAAUUUAUAUUCCUCAACGCGGGGAUAUUGUUGCUUACUUCUAUAAAGGUCACCGAACGUUUGUUGAAAGAUCGACAACGGAAUUUGCCGAUUCUAAGCUCGCAAAGGACCUUUCAAAGAAGUCAGUCAUUAAUGCGCUCCCAUAUAACCGCUAUCAACUCAACGACAUCGAAUUUCUUGAAAUACGGGACGUCAAAUGGUUCUCUGGACCUCCAUCAUACGCUACUGUUUCAUGCGUUAUACUAGAAUAUACGUCGACAGACGAUUCUGUGUAUCCAAUGGAGCCAGAUUUCCAGCAAACCAACCGAAAAGCAGAUAUCUCAUACUUUGAUAUUGAUGGGGUUUGUGAAUUCCUUGUCUUGUAUAAGCGGUUCGUGACGGGAGUAAAUCAGAGCUUUGAAGUUAAUGAUAAAGUAGUAGUUCGUCUUGAUUCAACUGAUUUCUCCGGAACUAUCGCAAAGGUUAAUCCGCUGGAUGACAAUUCUUGGUGUGAAUUUCCGACAUAUUUAGUUCAAUGGGAUGAAGAAGGCCAAGAACCUUCAGACUUCUUCACCUGGGAAAUUAGGAAAAGUGGAAUACCAGAGGUUGAUUGUAGCCAACUGACGGAAGACGAAAAAAGAACAUUCGAUGAAGUCUUGACAGAGUUCAUUCACAAUGAAGAGUAUGUUCUUUUCCAUGAACAUGUUGACUUUGCGCGAUACGCAGAUUAUCUUGAUCACGUUCCAUAUCCCAUGUGCCUGGACAUGAUGCUUAAACGAGUUCGUAACGGGUUCUACAGAAGCAAACAGGGUUUCAAGAGUGAUUUGGACCAGAUCGUGAUUAAUGCUGUAGCAUAUAACAAGAGAAAUUCAGCAAUUGCAAAAUUAGCGGGUCAGAUGGUCUCUGAAAUUGAGGCUACAUGCAAUAAUCGUGGUACACCAUUAGGAGGGGGUCCUUCAAAAAAGUGGAAAGGCAAGGCGAAAGCUUCGUAG
Messenger RNA from Dentiscutata heterogama, 4317 nucleotides. NCBI's taxonomy places the organism in Eukaryota, Fungi, Glomeromycota, Glomeromycetes, Diversisporales, Gigasporaceae. The record is from the annotation of a GenBank genome assembly.